This is a messenger RNA of Meriones unguiculatus (Mongolian gerbil), 6784 nucleotides long. It is a transcript of the gene Avl9, whose product is annotated as AVL9 cell migration associated. Bases 188 to 2137 code for a protein of 649 amino acids. Lineage: Eukaryota; Metazoa; Chordata; Mammalia; Rodentia; Muridae. The record is from RefSeq and is a predicted model, not a curated record. The transcript is spliced from 16 exons. Gene Ontology annotation, cellular component: cytoplasm.
AGUGGAUGAAGCAGAGCGGCCGAGGCCCGGUGGGGCUCCGCGGAGGUGAGGGAGCUGGUCGGCGGCCCCGGAGCCGGUGGCGCAGCGCACAUGCGGCGCUCGGGCUGACGCCCGAAGGCCGCCGCUCUGGGUCGUCCGGCCCGGCCUCGGCGUUUGGAGUCGCGGAGCGGGCCUGCGGCGGACGCCCAUGGAGAAGGCUGGGCGUGAGAGUGACGGCGCCCCCUGCGGGCCCGUCCUGCACAUCGUGGUGGUCGGCUUUCACCACAAGAAGGGCUGCCAGGUUGAAUUCUCUUACCCACCACUGAUUCCAGGAGAUGGACACGACAGCCACACUUUACCUGAAGAAUGGAAGUAUUUGCCUUUCCUUGCCUUACCAGAUGGUGCACAUAACUAUCAGGAGGAUACUGUGUUUUUUCACUUGCCACCCAGAAAUGGACAUGGAGCUACAGUUUAUGGUAUCUCUUGCUAUCGACAAAUUGAAGCCAAGGCAUUAAAAGUAAGGCAAGCUGACAUCACCAGAGAGACUGUUCAGAAAAGUGUCUGUGUUUUGAGCAAGCUGCCUCUCUAUGGCUUACUUCAAGCAAAACUUCAACUCAUUACACAUGCGUAUUUUGAAGAGAAAGAUUUUUCCCAAAUUUCCAUUCUAAAGGAGCUCUAUGAACAUAUGAACAGUUCCUUGGGAGGGGCCUCAUUAGAAGGAUCACAGGUGUAUCUUGGUCUGUCUCCUCGAGAUCUUGUUCUUCAUUUUCGACACAAGGUCUUGAUCCUGUUUAAGCUAAUUCUUCUUGAAAAAAAGGUUCUUUUUUACAUUUCUCCAGUGAAUAGAUUGGUGGGUGCACUAAUGACUGUGUUAUCCCUUUUUCCAGGCAUGAUUGAGCAUGGCCUUAGUGACUGUUCUCAAUAUAGACCCCGAAAGAGUAUGUCUGAAGAUGCUGGGCUUCAAGAAAGUAAUCUCCAUGCAGAUGAUUUUAUUUCUGAGUCUACUUCUGACAUUUCGAGUGCCAGCUUAGAAACUGUCACAAAAAUCAUGGCAGGAAACUAUGGAGGAGACAUUGUCCUCCAGUCGGAGAAGCCUUGCUUCCAAGUAGAAGAUAACAACAACAAAGGACAAGAACCCAGUGAUACUGGCCGAUAUUUGAAACUUCCACCUCGUCCAUCUCCAGAGUCCUCAGAAAGUGACUGGGAAACUUUGGAUCCUAGUGUCCUAGAGGAUGCCAACUUGAAAGAAAGGGAACAGAUGGGGUCAGACCAGACAAAUUUAUUUCAAAAAGACUCUGUACCCUCAGACAGUCCUCCAAUUACUGUACAGCCUCAAGCUAAUACCAGGCAGGUGGUCCUUAUACCAGGGCUCAUUUCUGGUUUGGAAGAAGAUCAAUACGGCAUGCCUCUGGCCAUCUUUACAAAGGGAUAUUUGUGUUUGCCUUACAUGGCAUUGCAGCAGCAUCAUCUUCUCUCUGAUGUCACUGUUCGAGGAUUUGUGGCUGGAGCUACUAACAUCCUUUUUCGACAACAGAAGCACCUCAGUGAUGCCAUUGUGGAAGUAGAAGAAGCGUUGAUCCAGAUCCAUGAUCCAGAACUUAGGAAGCUGCUUAACCCAACCACUGCAGACCUAAGGUUUGCAGAUUACCUAGUGAGGCACGUGACUGAGAACCGGGAUGAUGUGUUCCUGGAUGGCACAGGCUGGGAGGGAGGUGACGAGUGGAUCCGGGCUCAGUUUGCAGUCUACAUCCACGCUCUGCUGGCUGCUACACUGCAGUUAGAUAAUGAAAAGAUGUUAUCAGACUACGGAACAACGUUUGUUGCUGCCUGGAAGAAUACUCACAACUACAGAGUAUGGAAUAGCAAUAAGCACCCAGCGCUUUCAGAAAUCAAUCCAAACCAUCCUUUUCAAGGCCAGUACUCGGUGUCAGACAUGAAACUCAGAUUCUCACAUUCUGUUCAGAACAGUGAACGUGGCAAAAAAAUUGGCAAUGUCAUGGUCACGACCAGCCGGAAUGUGGUACAAACAGGAAAAGCCGUCGGCCAAUCAGUCGGAGGAGCCUUUUCCAGUGCAAAGACAGCUAUGUCUUCAUGGCUAUCUACUUUUACCACAUCUACCCCUCAGAGUCUUCCUGAGCCACCCAACGGGAAGCCCUGAGUCCAGAGGCAGAAGCUGCUUUGUUGUCUAAGGUGUAAUGCUCCCUUCCCAUCUGCUGCUCACAGGGUCUCCUCCUCUGUUCAUGGGUCCAUACCCAGGGACCAAGAUAAGAAACUGUUUACAUGGACGGUUGCACUCUGUCGAAAUGAAUGUUGCAGGAUGCUGAACAGAUGAAAUCACAACCAUAGCAAAAAUAGUUUUCCAGGUUGGGGGUUAAAUUAACUACUUUUACUUCGUUCUGAGCCUAAUUAAUGUACAAUGAACCUAGUGAAUUUUAAGUUCUGAGAUUGUACAUUUGUUUACUUAGAAGAAUUUUUAUAUAUGUAUAUUUUGUUCUAUUUUGCUGUUUAAAUAUUUAGAUGGUUAUUGUAAUUUAUAAUGACUAAAAUUAAGUUAUAUUGCUAUUUUACUUUCUCUGAAGUUAGCCCUAAAAUGUACUUGUAAGUGUAGGGACUAUGCAUUUCAGCCUAUAUUACCUUGCUGAGUUCUAGGGUGAACUUGUAUGGGGAGGAGGGUUGGAGGGGACUGUCUACCCACUAAACAUAUUUACCAGCUCAUUUCUUCCCAGAGCUGUGAAAGUCAAGAGGGAAAAGCUCUGAGGAUAAGAUAUCAUUUUAGAUGAUUUUCUUCCUGACAGAGUUGUUGUGAAGCAGUAAAGAUGCCACUGUGCUUCCCUCCUACUGUCAGUGAACAUGCAGGGAAACAGCAGUGGUGGCUCAGCAGCACUGAAGGGCUGGCACAUGUCUGUAGAGCGGUACCUUAAUGACCUACAUGCUAGUUUGAGCAACUCCAGUUACAUUGUAGUCUUAGCACUUUGUUAUCUAAAAUGUGUGCCUUGUUUCUUCAUGUGAAUGGUUGUCCAUUGGAUCAGCAUAGAUCUACAGGCUUUCUCUUAGUCUUAUUCUGCAUUGAGCCUUUCAGAAGCACUUGGUCCUCCUACUUCCCUGAUUGACAACCCUCCUUUAGUCAGUUCUGCUACCUUCUAAAGAAAAACAGUGACUAGUAAAGGUUAGAUAUAAGCCACAUCUUAGCUUACAUUUAGAAAACCAAGAAAUGGGCCAUGGAGAUUAUUUCAUGAGGGAAAGUGCUUACUGAGCAAGCAUGAAAAGCUGAGUCUAGGUCCUGAAACCCACAUAAAAAGCCACAUCUGUAAUCCCAGUGUUCCUACAGUGAGAUGGUUGACAGAGUCAGGAGAAUCUUCUAGAAGCUCAUGAGCCAGCUAGCUUCAAAUGUGCAGUGAACUGGCAAAAACAAGAGAGAGCCUGCCUCAAAACAAGGUGGAAGGCAAGAAUCAACUCUUGAAAAUUACCCUCUGACCUCCUUGUGUCAUGCACAUACUUUUCUUCACAUAUGUGCACACACACACACACACACACACACACACACACCUCUAAUGAAAGAACAGUACGAAGCAAAAGAAUGAACCCACACCCAUCUCAUGAGUCACUUGUUUGGUAAAGUACAACUGGUUUCAUGUUACCACAGGCAUGAAUUUUCCAGCCUCUCAUAGCUGGGUUCAUGUGUUUGUAAUGUAUAACUGCCAUUUGCUUUUCAAGGGAUCCUGAAUGGGUGUUCUCAGGGAGUACUAAUGUCUUCAGUAACAGAAGGCAUGUGGAAUAACCAUUAUAUCUACCUACAUAUGAUUUAACAAGCAUUGGGAAAAUAAGCGGUCUAAUUAAGGACAUUGAUUAUAUUUCAUUUAUCCCUUAUGAGAUGCCCUAAGGACUAUGAAAAGAACAUAGGGCGUAACCUAAUAUUUUUUAAACUUUGCAAGUUGGAUUUUCACAGAAAACCACAAUAUAAAAACUACUCAAACUGAGCAUAAUAACUGGAGAGGAUCCAGUGAUAACAAAUUAAUUGGUUAAUGGGAGACCACCAUUAAUUUGUUUCAGCCAGGGAGUAUUUGAAAAGAGAAGAAAGUAAAGCCACACAAAACUGUAAAAGGCACUUUAAUCAAUAUUAUCUGAGACUAUUGUUAAUUUAUUCUUAGAUGUCAUUCCAUGUGGAUGCAGCAUGAUGAUACGCCCAUGGUAGUUGACAUUGUUAGGAGCCCUGCCUGGGUUACCCAGUAAGAUAAUGAUUCAUUCUUUAGUUUAUACCAGGUUUGUAUGUCUUGGGGAAAUGUCUGCUGACACUUAAACAAAAGCAAUGCAAUACUCACCUUGAAAUAUACUUGGGAAAAAAAGUUGGACGAAAAUUAACUCUGUUUUUGUAUCACACUCCCUACUUGAGUGUAUAUGGGUCCCCUGCAUAGGGUCUGACAGUCUUAUCACAUAGGUCUCUAAAUUGCCAGCCUCCUGCUUCAAUCUCAAUAGCUGGGUUUUUAGGAGCACAGCACUAUGCUAGGCCUGAGUGUAUAUUUUAAGUGAACCUUCACUUAAUAUAAUUAAAAAUAUAACUCUUAAAAUGGUCACUUAACUAUCUUUCAGCAUAAAAUAACUUACCUUGGAAUAUAAACAUUUUAGAAUGGUCAAAGACCAUACACCUCCUCCCUGUAGGUUUUUGACUUUUCAAGGCUAAAGGCCAUUUUGUUGUUGACAGGGCCACUGCAGCAGCCAGUGUAAUGGAGAACAGAAGAUAGAGCCCUAGCCCAGUGAACCCACACAUACCUUGUCUGCAUUUUAGGCACCAGUGAAAAGACUAACUCUGAUAAGUAGAUUCCCUGCAGUCACUGGCAUGGUAACCCUUGAAUCAACACCAGGCCUUUUGACUACUGCCAGUAGAGUUGUGGCUGUUGGAGACCACACUUUGUUCAGUGAUCGCCAGUGCUUUUGUGUCUAAGAACUGUUUAUAACUAGACCUGAGUGAGUGAUAGUCAACCAACACUUGUCAGAUUCAGAGGGUGCAGACAUUAGUGGUAGCUGCACUGCUGUCCAGGUGGUUUUGAGGAAACCCUUUAUGAUCCUAGUGUAAUGACAGUGACUCAGAAUUAAAGCUGUGAGCCUGGACUAGAUUAGUAGAAUUUCUGAACCUGCAUGUAAUAGAGGUGUAGGACAAUUGUAUAGUUGUAUCUGAUUCAUAACCAGUAUGAAUUGUCCAUCCCUAAAUCCAUUUGUGACUCACUAGCUCACAAGCCUGAAAUCAGUUCUCUCUUUUUGCAUUAAGAAACGGUUGGCUUUAUUUGCGCAGCAAAGUAGAGCUCAUGAAAGGACUUCCUCAGGACUUCCUCAGCACUUCUCCUUUCCAAGUUUUGUACUAAAGAGUUACUGUUUUUUAGGAUAGCUUUCUUUGGAAAUUUAAGGAAAAAGCAAAUUAGGAAAAACAAAAAUGAGAAAGUAUUACAUGGCUGAGAAAUAGGCACUUAAAUAUAGGCACAUCAGUAUUUAUCUUACUAAAGGUAUGAGGUUAGAAAGAAGUUAGGAUUGUAAUUUGUUAUUGGCAUUUCUCAUUUAAGUGAUAACAUUCUUUUCUUGGUAGGCAGGUUAUAUUGAAGCUAUAUAUUCUAUGGAGAAAAUUUUAUGGAAGUUAACCUCUUCCUCCUGUGGUGGUAACUUUGGAAGUCCUGCAUGCCAGUGUCCUGAUGUGUACCCACAGGCAGUGUCUGCUGUAACCUCCACAGAGGGCAGCCUGUUAGCAUAGAAGCUGCCUGCACCACUUGUUAAAGUAUUGGGGCAUUGCUUGGGAUUCCUGAAACAGCAACAUUUCCACGCCCUGGUUCUUUAAUGAGAAGUGGCCCAGGAUUCAUGGCUCUGCACGCCAUCUAUUGGUAGCUUUAACUAUGACAGAAUGCUCCCCAAAUCACUUGAAGAUGACUAUCAUUCCUCAUAACAUAAUGUGCCACUAGGACUUUCUCAUUCCAAGUCUUCUGACUUCAUUACUUUGGAAUUGUUUUUCCAUAGUUUCCAACAUUCCACAAACUUUUUUUCAGAGACAAAGUAAUGUGUGUGUGUCUUUAUUUUUUUUUUCAUAUAAAAUAACUUCAUAGAAAUGACUUCCUAUCUACGUUAUGAAGAAGAAACUAGCUCCCUUGUAUGGUAUAACACUCUGAAAUUAAAAUAUUGUGCAUGUGUAAGGGGUUGGAUAUAUUUUAUAAAACUCUAAAAACAUUUGUAUUUCUGUGCUGUUCAGAAAUUUACCUUUUUACUUAUACUAAUUAAAGAUAUAGAAAACUAUAUAUUUAAAUCAUGUAAAUGGAACAUAACUUAAGGGGGUUUCCAAUCUUAUUUUUCAUCAGCUUCUCACGCACAUAGUAUGCUGCUCAAGUUUCUUUUUUGUGUAUUAUAAACAUUUGAACAUUUCAAGUCAGGUACUGAGCCAGAAAAGGUCAUUGAAGUUUUCAGAAAACUGCUUAGAAAACAUUUUAUUUUCUUGAAAUACUAUUAUUUUAUAGCUGGAAAAACAAGAUUAAGUACUACAUGUUUCAGUCCACUUGAUCAUCAGCUUCUAAAUUUAGGAAGCAUUUGAUUAAUGACUUGGUGAAGGCACUUAAUGGUUGGAAAAUAGUUUUUAAGGAAGUUUAGCUAUAGCACAUAUUUUAUCAGAGAUUUGGCUUCUCUUUCCUAGCUUUGUAGUUUGUGCCGGUUCAUUUCUGUUGUCAUUUUUAAAACAUCCAGGUUAUAAAUCAUGUCUAAUCAUGCUGAACUGUAGAACUCCUAUUGUAUCUUUAUUUUAAGCAAAACCUGAUAAUAAAAUCCUGUUUCUCUUGCA